Cooperia oncophora is the source of this 792-nucleotide messenger RNA. Lineage: Eukaryota; Metazoa; Nematoda; Chromadorea; Rhabditida; Trichostrongylidae. The record is from the annotation of a GenBank genome assembly.
GUUUCUAAAAGCAAUGAUUUUAAGUCUUCGAAGAAGUUCAAGCGAAGCAAAACACCGACAACUCUCUUCAAAAAGCACUUCCCUCGCCGUGGUAAAAGUAAGAAAGGAAGCACUAAGAAUUCCCUUGAAAGAAUCACAAACUCAACGAGCGCAGUAGCGGCUUCGAAGCAAGCGUCUGAAAAAGCAUUCCAGCCACCGCUGGGUGAGCAACCGCAGGCACUGCACAACAACCAGUGGUGGCGGAGGCAACAGCACAAAGCGAUCAGCAGCGGCUCCGACGAGCAGGCUGCAACGUGCUGCAGUGUCUCAGGUAUAGCUGUUCAGUGCGUUCAGGACGGAAGAACAGUACAAAUGGAAGAUCAUAGACAGGCUAUAGAACUAGCUCUGGAUACAAAACCUGGAACCGUCCCAGCCACGGCUUCGUUUCAUGCUACCGCUUCGCAUGUACCGAGAAGCACAUCUCGUAGUCGUCGUCGUUCCACUUCUCGUUCAACGUCACGCGUACAGAUCCCUGGUCACAAACUGCAUCUGAUUGCACCUCUUAUUCGUAUAGCUGUUUUAUGCAGCAGAAUCAGCACUGAGUUUUCGGAUCAAUCCACUGAAGCGUGCUUCAGAUUCGCUCGCAGCAAAGCGUUCAAGUCGAUCGAGAGAGUUCCUCCAGCUGUAGUGAAUGUCAAGACGAUGGACGAUGAUGGGUUCCAAGAAGAGAAAACCACACAAAAUGUUCUCAUUGGAAACAAGAUGAUCAUCGUCGAAAGAAGAUCAUGCCUUUUGGUAUAUAUUUAUGACUAA